Onychostoma macrolepis is the source of this 9216-nucleotide messenger RNA. It is a transcript of the gene zbtb4, whose product is annotated as zinc finger and BTB domain containing 4. Gene Ontology annotation, molecular function: DNA-binding transcription factor activity, RNA polymerase II-specific; RNA polymerase II cis-regulatory region sequence-specific DNA binding. The record is from RefSeq and is a predicted model, not a curated record. The transcript is spliced from 2 exons. Bases 829 to 5547 code for a protein of 1572 amino acids. NCBI's taxonomy places the organism in Eukaryota, Metazoa, Chordata, Actinopteri, Cypriniformes, Cyprinidae.
UGCAUGCUGAAAGUGUGUGUCUAAUCAACAAAAAAAAAAUUGGAAUAAAAAGAGAAUUGGAAUUAAAAUGAGGCUGGGGGGUGGGUGCGGGUGAGUAAGGGGUACGAGGCUGGGGGAGAUAAAAAAUGCAAAAACAGCCCAGAAUCAUGUGUCAGUGGCAAACUGAAGUGUGAGAGAGCGAGAGAGAGCGGGUGAGGGAAGGAGAGACAGAGCGGCAGAAGGAGGGGGAGAGUCAGAGUGCGAGAGAGUCGUUUCUGCCCUCUACAUAGCGCUGCCUGUGUGCACGCGCUCGUCUUUCCCUGUGUUCUCUCUCUCUCUCUCACUCAUACACGCACACGGGAACACGCAGACCAGGACACACAGACCGAGGGAGGGAGAGUGAGAGAGUGAGAGAGAGAACACAUCGCAGCCGAGAUGCAGCAGAAGGUUUUUCGAGGAUUAAGAGCGGGGUCAUGGUGUCGGGAGAGGAUAGCUGGGACCCUCUCCACACCUGCACUGCAUUCUUGGAGCUGAAUGUGCAAUGCAUGGCAAUCCUCAUCUUGUUUUAUACGAAGAUAAUCAAAGAUGCACAAUGUUACCUACAUCUAGGAGUCGUUGUCUCUGGGCUUGACCUCCAGGAACUGCCGUCUUCUUGAUUUGACACUUCUGUUUUCUACCAUCCUUCAACUGUCAACUUUUGCACUGAAGAUAUAGCUAGAACAGACUCUCUGUAAAGCAUUUUCCUGGACCUUGUUGGACUACAGACACAUCCUUUGACUGUCUAGUGGUCUCUGUUUUAGGGCAACUAUAGCCUUGGAGAGCAUCUCAGAGGACUUGUACAAGGAUCCAAUGAAACACAGAAAUAAACACAUGAGAGGAGACAGGAUGGGAGAGGGCACGGAGGAGGCAGAUGGUGCCAAAACUACGAGGAUAUCUCUCAGUUUUCCCCUCAGUGCUGGAUUGCCUAGCUUUUCUGCACAGAAGCACUGCUCCUCAUCCCACCCCACUUCCUCCACUGACGUCCAAGACAGUGAUGGUUCAGAUGGCACAGCAUGGAUGGGGGAAGCAUUCAGAGACAAACAGUUAUCAAAAACGUCAUCAAAAACUGACCGCCUGCCAUGCACUUCCUCUUCCUUCCCUGUCGAUCUAACUGCUCCAGUCAGUAAGAACUGCAAGUCAUCUCUGUCCUUUUCUGUUGAUGGUAGUGGCUCCAGAUACCCAACAUCUCCCUUACAACACUCUAACAAAAUUGACUAUUCAAAAGAGACAGCUGGGGUCAAUAAUGGGUACAAAGAGCAUUCGACAACAGAAACAGCACACAUCCUUUUCAACCUCAGCGCGAGAGCCUACCAGGACCAAGGUGUGAAGGACCCCCAGAGUUCAAAAGGCAAAAAACGCAAGGCAAACAGCCUCCAUGUUGAACUGAGCCUUCCUCUCCCUAGCAUAAACCCUCACUCGUCCUCAUCAACCCCUCCUCCUCCUCCUUCACCCUCGUCUGUCUCUCUAACUUCCUCCCCCUUGACUAUCCCCACGCCAUCUUUCCAUGACUCCUUUAGGGCAGUGCCGAAGCCAGAACUACUGUGUGGGGUGUGCCACCGUCUGUUCAGCACUGCCUCGUCCCUCACUGUCCACAUGCGUCUCCAUCGGGGGGGACGAGUACUCAGCUGCCGCCACUGUGGCAAAGCCUUCAUCCAUAAUAAAAGACUGCAAUCCCAUGAGGCCACCUGCAGGAAAGGGCUGCCAGCUUUUCCAGUGCCACCCAAAGAAGAGCCCCUGGAGGAGGGUGAAGUGGAGGGGGAGAGAGCAGAUGAGGCUGCGGAGCCAGAACAGCUUGGACAAGGAACAAGGCCUGGCCGACCCAUAAAGAAAGUGCGAGACCUUCACGCCCGUCAUGCUGGAACACUGACUUGCAGGGAUGCCCUGGGGGAAGAGGAUCACUUUGUAAAAGUGGUGGAUGGACAUAUCAUUUACUUUUGCUCUGUGUGCGAACGCUCUUACAUGACAUUGUCCAGCCUGAAGCGACACUCCAAUGUGCAUUCAUGGCGCCGGAAGUACCCCUGUCACUACUGUGACAAGGUUUUUGCUCUGGCUGAGUACCGCACCAAACAUGAGGUGUGGCACACAGGUGAAAGGCGCUACCAGUGCAUCUUUUGCUGGGAGGCAUUUCCUACUUACUACAACCUUAAAACACACCAAAAGGCGUUCCAUGGUAUCAAUCCUGGCUUGAUCUCAAGUGAAAAAACAGCCAAUGGUGGCUACAAGCAGAAGGUCAAUGGCCUUAAACUGUACCGCCUGCUGCCCAUGCGAUCUCUAAAGCGACCUUAUAAAACAUACAGUCAGCCAAUGGCUGAUGAACUUCUCACUUCUGAUUCAUCAGUUACCUUGCCUUUACCUACAGACGGCAGCCUCCCACAACCUCUGGACACUAAGAAAUUGGAGUCUUUCCUGAAAGAUCUUCAAACCACAGACAUCAAGACUGAGCCGGAGCGAUUCCCCAUCAGGGUGGGUGUUGAGCUGGGUAAAAAACUUGCUUCUCCUAAAACAGACAUGGCAGUAGAAGCAAGAGAGACAGAGGGGUCAGAUUUAUGGCAGUCAGGUAGUAACAGUGGCAAAAGCAAAACUCCAAAGUGCCCAGAAGGAGCUGUCUCUUCAGUCAUUGCAUUUGCACACAGCAAACCCUCGGUCAUCAUGCACAGUGCUGCAGUUUCUUCCUCUGUCAUUGUUCACAGAAACAAGAUGGAUUCUGAGGAGAGAAAAAGAAUUCCAGAAAAUCAUCCAAUGGCAAAAACAGGUCAAAAACAGAUUAAAAAACAUAGCCAGAGAGAGCACACAGAGGCAUACAGGGACUGGGACGCUGUCAGUGGAGGCGCAGAGGCCUCGAAAAUCAGACAGCCAACAGAGAAACUUCACAAGGGACGAAAAGUUCACAAUAAAACAGAGUCAAGGAAGACAAUGCCUUUAGCGGUGGGAUCAGAAGUCAAAGGCAGCGGCCCACUUUGUCAGAUUACUGUGCGCAUAGGGGAGGAGGCGAUAGUCAAACGGAGCAUCUCUGAAACAGAUCUAAGGAGAGACAAAAGCCCUACACGCAACAAACCCAAAAAGAGUAACCUCUCACAGGAGGACCAGAGAGAGCAGCGGCACACCAAUCACCACCAACGUAAACACCGUAACUCCAGUCAGGAAGGAAAGGAGGGGGAGUCCAAAUGGAAAAACCCUAAACUAAAAGGCAAGGUGAGGAAAUACUUCUUCCGGCAGGAGGUCAGGGAGGACAGAAAUGACCAUGAUGUGGAGGACAACCUAUGGAGGCCUUAUUAUUCUUACAAACCCAAGCGAAAGGCCCUUCCUAUGCAAGGGGCUAAAGCCUGGAAGCGCAAAUUGCACUACAAACGAUCUCUGAGGCCUAUGAGGAGAGCUGAGAGACUCAUGAAAAAUCUGAAUAAAGAAAUUGACGGUGAAGAGGCAGAUGAGGGAGAAGAGAGGAGACAGAAAGUAAAGAAAGAGCGGAAAGAAGUUAGUGAUCCACAGAAAACUGAAGUCAAAGAAAUGUCACACACCUGUCCCGUCUCUUCAAAAAUGGAACAGAAGGAAAAAGAAAAGGGAACACAUGGAAAGCCUGAUCUUCCUCUCCCUUUGUCUGUUUCGCAGGCUACAAUCAAUUCUCAAAACACAGCAUCCUCUAUCAUCAAACAACGAUGGUCAGAAGAUCAGGCUUCUGAGUGUGGAACAUGUGGGCGCUGGUUCUCCAGCCCAAGGAAACGAGACAAACAUGAGUUGACACAUCUAUUUGAGUUUGUGUGCAUGCUUUGCAGAGCUCCAUUCCCCUCACAGUCCAAACUAGAGGAACAUCAGAGGACUCAGCAUCCCAAAACCAAGCCCCUGUCUGCCCCUACUUUCUUCACUUCCCAGUCAUCAAGAAAUGAGGUGGAAAUGAAAGUGGAUGAGAAUGGAGUGGAUGGACGUUCCAUAGAGAAAGGCAGCCCAGUUCGCUUGGGCAGGAGGCCUUUAAUCAGAUAUACAUGCUCACAAUGUGAUAAAGUCUGCAAGACCUCUGCGGCACUUAACUGCCACCUCAAGCGACACGAGUUAGGCAGUUCAACCGAGGUUGAAGACACACAGGAAAAGCAAGAUUUGCCUAGUUGCGCAACUGCUGCAGUGGAGACUGCAUCAAGCAAAUGCUUAGACACCAACUGUGAGCAAGUACAGCCCGUGUCUGUCAUAUAUUACUCCAAACCAGACUGUCAAAUCACUGACAACCAACUGGGUGAGAAGAUGGAAGAACACCAAAGAGUCAGAAAUUGUGAAAGCCCCAAAGUGGCAGCCAAUGACAAAGUCCACAGUCCACUGUGUGCACAGUUUUCCCAAGUUAUGCACAGCCCCACUUUAGAAAGGUUUAACGUCAUCUCUCCUAAUCUCCCUAGUGUACUAGUAAUGAAUGGUGCAGAGUGCCUAGACUACAGGACACCAGAGAAACGGAAUUUAGACACACUAGAUCAGCAGAAAAGAAGCCCAACGCCAAGCGACAGGCAAAUCCAAGUUUCUCAAAUGCUGACAGAGCCUCAGAUUAGAAGAGAAACAACUCCAUCUGGACCUAUAUCACUAAAAACAGGCAGAGGUUAUGUGUUUAGAGAAGGUGACAAUAUUCCAAAUGACGAUUUCAGUGAUUUACAAGAUGCUCAGGAUUUAAGAAUCUUUCCUCAAUCCAGCAGCCAAGCCCAAGACUUAUCCAUGCCAACAAUACUGGCAAAAAAGAAGGAGCUUGAUCAACAGAAUAAACAUCCAUCCAACAUCUCAAAGGAACAGUCUUGUAAUGAGGAGGUGUUGUUGCUAGUACCCAAAGAGGAACCACUCAGUCCUAUACCAUCUCCUACAUGCUCUGUCAUUCAAACCACUCCAAAAGGAUCUUCUCAAAGGUAUUCAAAGUCACCUUGUCACUCUCCAGGACCCUUGGACCUACAGUUGCGGCCACAGGUGGAGCAAAGCCAAACACACAGAGGAAGGCACAAUACAGAAAAACAGGGUCUUAUGUUGCCAGCAAAUUCAGCUAGGAUGAGUGAUACGCUAUCGUCCCACAACCUGCUACAUCCUCAAGUGCCCACAGCAGAGCCUGAAUCAAAGGACCGCACCUCUGUCACUCCUACAGAACACCACAGAGGCUCAGGCUACCCUGUCCAGGAGCUUACUCUUCCCUUGGUCAUACCUGGAGGGUACUGCUCUGGUAAGAAACAGGAGGAGCAAAUCCUGAUGUCUUACCCUGCUGGACCCCUACCCUUUCCGCCACUUGGGAAGAUGGUACCCCACUCUGACUCCACCAAACUGCCCUUUUACCCUGACCCCUAUCACCUACUGUAUGGCCCACAGCUACUGCCAUACCCCUAUAACCUUGCUGCCCUUCCAAUGGCUCUAAAUAUGAUGGCAUCAGGGGACAAAGAGCCCUUACCCUUCUUGCCUUUUUUCAAUUACGCUGCCGCUGCUGCCCCUUUAACAGGCACAGUGCCCCAUCCUUUAGUAGUGAACCCCAGCCUAUACAACAGUGGUGGCAGCAGUAGCACAAAGCAGGACAACCCAUAAGUGAGUACACAAUGGCAGCAAGGGAAUAUCUGUUAAAGAGCAGAGGAGGCCAUUAAGGGUGGAAGUUAUGUUUUUCUGUUUGUUAACUGAACACUCUUGCACAGCUCUUACUUCUCUUUUGUAAAGCGGUAAAUGCAUAGGCAUACCUAGAAAUCUAACGUGGUGGAAAGAUGGAGAGGUGUCUUGACGACAGGAGGAAAGGAUAUAAAGGGGUGAAGAACAAUAGAUAUAACACCCCCUUCAGGCACUGCCAAGAUGCACCUCCAACACACCACUUCUUUGCCUCUUCUGUAGUGUUGUUAGAGCUUGGAUAUCCGUCCUCUCAAAAUCAAUAUGACAUUAGGGAUAACACAAGAACAAUAACAGCUAACAAGAUAUGUGUUUCGCUAAACGAAUUCUGUCUGCUUCCCAUAAUAAGGACAGUAUAACAACAAUAAUGUUAAUAAUAGUUGUGUUAAUUACACUGCUUAUAGUAAUACAAGGGUGGCUUAUCAUUGAAAGCAAAAUGGUAUGCUCAACAUACUCAACACACAGGGAAGAUGCAGCAGCAGUUUUGUGUGUGAGCGUGCGUGUGUGUGUGCAUGCAUGAGUGUGUACAGUGUGCGAUUUUGUAUAGAGGUAAUGCAUGGAGACUUUGGGGUAGCUCAUAGUGUCAUAUCUUACAACAUCGGUACUCCAGUCAUGUGUUUUUCAGUAUUUCGGCUUUAUGUGUGCCUGCAGGUUUGUGUAAGUGUAUUUGUGGGGUGUGUUGGGGGUGUAGGCAUGCACACUUAAAAUCAUUUGUGCUGCAUCAGCCUUGGUCAGUUCCAUGGAAGUUCACAUAAAAACACCAUUCCUGGAAAGCUGUUAUAAUCUUAAUAGGUCAGUAAAUAGAAAACAUAGAUGAAGUUCUUCUUUCGUAAGUCAUAGCAUAGCAACUUGAUGGUGUAGCUACAUGUCAUAUGGAUUAAACAUAUUAUUACGUGAUGCCUUCACUAACCAGGACCAUCAUGACAAGAUCAAAUGUAUGGUGAUAUAGAAUCCACUCUACAUUUGAGCGUGUUAUGUCUAGAGACAGAUUGUGUUUCGCAUAGUUUGGUUUGUAGGAUGUUGGUAUUAAUCCUUGAUCAUUUAUGAAAUAAGUCUGUGUACUUCCAGUACUCCUGCCAACUGUUUCAUCUCUUCCAACAACAUACGUUCCAGUCGACUUCAUGUUUGUGGCCUUCUCCUCCCCACUGCCCCCUGGUGUCCACCAAAGACACUCCAUUCACUUGACUGAAUUUAAGACACAACAGAGAGGGAGAAACCAAGUGAGACAAACAGACAACGAUACAGAGCGAGAGCGUGAGCAAAAAUGGGAGGAAAGUGGAGAAAAGCGCAGCUAGGCAGUGCGUUAGCAUAAAUGGAGCUUCCUUUAUAAAGACAGAGAGAAUCGUACACUUGUAAGAGGCAGUAGUCGGUGAAUGUUAGUUUUAGAAAAACAUAAUCUACUACAAGCAAGCCACCAUUUCUUUUGGUUAGCAGAUUCUCUCUCCGCAGCAGAGAAAAGAGAGGGACAGGACGUUAGUCAGUCCUGACGCCCCUGCAGGGCCUGCACUAUGGGACUUAUAGCACUGGAGUGGCUUAAGCUCUCCCUUGUACUUUCUUGUUUUUUUCCUUUGUUUUUCACUAUAUUAUUUGUUUGAUUUACAUAUUUUUCCCUUUUUGGUAGUGAGAAAAGGCUUGUGCUUGAAGCUCAUUCAAGUACACAAAAAUAUGAAUGUAAUUUAGUCAUGAGGUUAAAAAUAAAGACAGUAUGGUAGAUCAUUUCUGUACGCUGACUUGAAAAAUAACAUGUAAUAUUGAACCGCUAUGAGGUAUUCAUAUAUAAAUAUAUAUAUACACAGUAGUCUUAGGGAUGUGUCAAGGAAGUUGGAUUCAAUAUAACCACAACGCAUGAGCAACAACUGCUUCUUCAGUAUCUUCUGGUGUUGUCACAAAACCCCAUUUUCCUCCAUAUGUGGCUCUUCAUUUUCUCCUGCUUUUUUCUCUUGAGGCAUGUCCUCGGAAAACCCUUUGGGCUUCUUUUUUUUUUUUUUAACCCUUCAGUAUCAAAAUUUCAAAUCUAAAACCAAAAAGACAAACUCCUAUGUUGCCUUAUUUCUUUUCCCCAAGCAUUACGAAAGCUUUUCAAACACCACCCUUCCAUCUCCGACUCUUUCUCAUUCCAACACCCUCUCCCUGUCUAUUCUCAAUAUUUUACCUUCUCCCUUUGAAGUAAGUGUGAAACUGUGCAAUGUAGCCGCAGCACUGUUCAUUUCCUGAGGGUAAAACACAAUGCAAUGAACGGUUGUGGAUAAUGUAGCUUCACUCGGGUAUGAGUACAAGCCUUUUGUUUGCAUUGUAAAAGUGUGUGUGUGUGAGAGAGAGAAAGGGUGUGUGGUGGUAAAGGAAAAGGAAACCAAAACAAGGUCUAUCUCCCUUGAUAGCUACCAACAAACUUGUGUUUGAUUUUGGACCUCUUAUUUUUGCUGUAUUUCCUUCACCAUGACAACAUUUUUACAUGAAUUCUAGAAAUGUAUAAAUGAAUUAAUUGCGUCAACCACUUGUACCAGUGAUUGGUUAAAAAAAAAAAAAAAAAGUAAAUGUUAAAUUUGUGUAAACGAAUGUAAAAACAGUAACAAACAUGCUGUUGAGAGGUUCACGUAAAAAUCUGACAAUUAUUUUUAGAGAACUAAUAACAUUGGCUUUGUAUUUUAUUUUUUUUGUCUCCAUUGACUAUUUAAGCCUGAUUAGGUUUAAAUAUUGGCCCGGAUAUCAAUUGUUCAAUUCUGAAUCAGUAACUGGUUUAAAAUGACUAAAUCUGAAAUUUUGAUGUUUACAUACAAGAUGCCUUUGCAUUUUUAUUUAAAUAAGCUAAUAAGAAUAUGCACAUAAUCUGAGCGCACCUUACAAAGAAAAAAUUGUCAUACCAUUUUCUAUAAAACAUUCUAUUUAAGUACUGCUUUGAGGAACAACAUAAUGAGUUAUGACUUAUGUUCUCAUGGUUUCUGUUUCAUCCAUCAGCAGACAUUCAAUGAAAUUCAGUGGAUAGUAUGCUUGAAAGAGGUCACUUGUGACUGUGUGGGCUACUACUACUACUAGUCCUACUUUAAAAAAAAUAUUUUUAUCAGUCAGCAUCUGGAUAGACUACUGAAUAUUUGCACAAACCUAUAAAAAAGACUUAGAAAUAAUUUAGAAAUUAAGCUUUUUGGGGACAUACGUAGAGAAAACAAAAAAACACAGAUCUGUCCAGUACAUUUGGUUUUGAACAGUACCAAAACUACAAAAAAAUUCAGGCAUUGUUUUGGUCCACCCAGAACAAGGACCCUUUGGAGGCUUCAAUUGUCAAUCAAAGUGACUAAAAUCUACCAGCUGCAUAUGUUCUGCACUUGGUCAUAGUUGUAGGCAUGUGACUAAAUUGUCUGGUAUUUUGUGACAAUGUUAUAUUGUGCCAUUGUUUUAGAGGUCCACAUUAUAUUUGGGCAGUUUCAAAGAAGUGAAAUGUUUGAAACUUUAUUUGUGUCUUGUUGAAUUUGUGACCAUUUAAUACAAAGGUUUGUUGGCACACAUUGCCGAUUCAAGUCUACAAUCAACAGUUAAUUUCUUUGCUCCUGUUCUCUUUACUCCUUCUGUCCACGCUACAACCAUACAAAUAAAGUAUUAACCUGA